Kwoniella botswanensis is the source of this 1041-nucleotide messenger RNA. RefSeq lists its product as uncharacterized. The transcript is spliced from 5 exons. Lineage: Eukaryota; Fungi; Basidiomycota; Tremellomycetes; Tremellales; Cryptococcaceae. The record is from RefSeq and is a predicted model, not a curated record. The coding region runs from base 1 to 1041 and encodes 346 amino acids.
AUGCAAUCAAUUCUCCACCCCAUCAUCGGUCCCGCCGGCCCCGAAUCGAAAGAUCUCACAGGUACGGUCAGUGUGAUCACUGGAGGUGCGUUAGGUAUCGGAUUUGAAGUUGCUCGAUUCUUUGCCCUGUAUGGUGGUCAUGUGAUCAUGGUCAACAGAAAGGAAGAACAAGGUGAAAAAGCCAUCAAGGAUAUUGAAGCUCAAGUGAAAGAGAAGGGAUCGAAGGGAUCGGUCGAAUGGGUAGGAUGCGAUUUGGGUGAAUUGAAACAGGUUAAAGAAGUUUUUGGAGGUUUGGCAAAGAGACUUGAUAGACUUGAUUAUUUGAUCUGCUCUUCUGGAAUCAACUCUAAUCAGUUUGGUCUCGAUGCCGAUGGGAUUGAUCGACAUUUCGGGGUGAACGCCUUAGGCCAUUACUACGUUAUCAACCUCCUUUACCCACUCUUACGAAAGACCGCCAAGCUCCCUGGUGUAGAAAAGGGAUCGGUCAGAAUCGUCUUCGAAUCAUCGGAGAUGCAUAGGUUCGCACCUGGAUCGGAAGAUUCUGUAUCAAGAGGAAGAGGAUGUCAUUUCGGUUCGGAAGAAGAGAUCACCGAAGCUGGUAAGGAGCUGGGACCCAUCGAGUUGUACGGAAGGACCAAGUUGGCUAUGAUUUUGUAUUCGAAAGCUAUCAGGGAUAAGGUGAUCAAGAAGAACGGUGAUGAUAUCUACAUUCUCGCUGUUCACCCCGGGGCUGUCAACACCGAUAUGCAAGAGCAGUGGGAGGCAGCAUACCCUGGUAUCACCGGAAAAAUCACCAAAUACCUCACACUGGCCGGUGGUAGAGAUCCCGAACAAGGAAGUUAUAGUGCUUUGUACGCUGCGUUGAGCAAAGAAGUAGUUGAGAAGGACUGGAAUGGUGUUUAUCUCAGUGAUCCUGCAACUCUCGGUAAAGAGACUGCUCAAGGUAGUGAUCUCAACCUUGCUACAUCCCUUUGGGAAUUAAGUGAGAGGAUGGUUAAGCGAAUCCUUGGUGAAGAUGCCUUGGAAAGCUGGAGCAAGUAG